Molecule: messenger RNA, 816 nt
Organism: Rotaria sp. Silwood1
Lineage: Eukaryota; Metazoa; Rotifera; Eurotatoria; Philodinida; Philodinidae
Source: the annotation of a GenBank genome assembly
AUGAAUGGUACAGUUGAUAUUAUACUCACUUGUCAUGCUUGUUGUAGUUAUGGUAGUAGCGGUAGUGGUAGUCGCACUAGUAGUACUAGUUGUACUUGUAGUGGUAGUGGUGGUCGUAGUCGUACUAGUAGUGCUAGUUGUACUUGUAGUGGUAGUGGUGGUGGUAGUUGUACUAGUAGUGCUAGUUGUACUUGUAGUGGUAGGGGUGGUGGUAGUUGUACUAGUAGUACUAGUAGUGCUAGUUGUACUUGUAGUGCUAGUAGUGGUCGUAGUACUCGUCGUAGUUGCUAACAAGCUGGUCGAACUCAAUCCGGUGAAUGUUGUCGUUUAUUUACUCGUUGUAAUCAACGUCUUUCGUUUGUUGAUUUUCCUCAAGCUGACAUGAUCACAUCAAGUUUAGAUAAUAUUUAUUUACAAGGAAAAUUAUUAAAUGUAAAUAAUGUUAAAACAUUUCUUCAAGAUGCACUUUAUCCAUCAUCAAUUGAAGCUAUUGAACAUGCUGUACAAUAUUAUAUGUAUAGAUAUAAAUAUGUUUUUAUUUUAAUUGAAAUUGAAUUUUAUUCAAAUUUUGUUACUCCAAUUGAUAAAAUUCAAGAAAUCAAUCAAAUAUGUCGUCGAUUUGUUGAUAAUACAUACAACGUUCGAUCAUGGUUAUCUGUUCAAGUUCGUGAUGAAGCAUUACAGAUAACUGAUAAUAUUCCAAAAGGUCAAUUAUCACUUGAACAAAUAUCACAACCAUAUGGUCAAUUAGCUAAAGUCCAAUCACCAAGUGAUGUUCUAAUGAGAUUAGCUCGUUCAACGCCAUAUUAUAAAUGA